UCGGUCAACUUCAUAUCAGCGGCACAACAAACUAUGGAGCUGACCUGGGAAGUUGUUUUUUGCCUGGCCAUUGCAAUUUUAACACACAUUCUAAUAUUCAUAUUUGUCAUGGGCAAGCGACCAAAGAGCAUUGUAGGCCGUCACGUGGUAAUUACCGGCGGCUCCAAGGGCAUCGGACUCUGCCUGGCCGUAGAAUGUGCCAUGAAAGGAGCCAAUGUCACAGUCAUUGCCCGCGACGAGAAAAUGUUGAGUGGCGCCGUGGCACUAAUGGAAGUCAUUCGCCAGCGACCAGAGCAGAAAUUUCAAUAUCGCAGCCUGGACAUUGCCGGCGACUAUGAGCAGGUGGCAGACGUGCUUGGCGAACUAGAGGAGAGCGCGGGCAAUAUCUAUGCGCUGAUCAAUUGUGCGGGCCUUGCCAUUUGCGGCCUGUUUGAAGAGGUGGCCGUUGCGGAUGUACACAAACUGAUGAAUAUCAACUUCUUUGGCAGUUACAAUUGCACACGUUAUGUUCUGCCCAAAAUGAAGAAGGCUCGCGAAGGCAUCAUUGUGCUAACCUCCUCCCAAGCGGCUUUGUUUGGCAUAUAUGGCUAUGGGCCCUAUUCCGCCAGCAAGUAUGCGCUGCGCGCCAUGGCUGAGACAAUUGCGAUGGAGUCCCGUGUGCAUGGUGUUUCGGUCACAUUGGCUUUGCCCUGCGAUACAAAUACGCCGGGCUUUGAGCAGGAGGAGAAAUCCAAGCCGCGUGAAACUAAAAUCAUUUCUGGCGGCGGUGGUCUAAUCGAGCCUGAAGUUAUGGCCAAGGUCAUACUCAAGGAUGCGCUGCAAGGAAACUUUAUCUCCACGGUGGGCGCUGAAAGUUGGCUGCUCACAAUGCUGGGCGGCGCAUUGAUGCCUUGGGAUGGCUUCUUCACAAAUCUGAUGCAUGCUUUAGUCAUUGGACCAGUGCGCCUGUUCGGAUAUGGUCUGCACAAGUACUUCAAUAGUAUUAUACGCAAAUGCGCCAGAGAGAAUGAUACGACGAAAGCAGCCGCUACGGAUGAGGGCGAUGUCAAAGUGGGAGGACAAUGACAUUCAGGAAUAGAAGCAACCCACAUUAGUGCCCAAUCCAUUUGGCACACUUAUUGACUAGCCGCAUUUAAUAUUCCAUGUUGAUCAGUACAGAAAAAUCGCUUUUUAUCUAAACGUAUAUUCCAAAAGCCUUAAAUCAAACAAUUAUAGCUUACGCAUAUUUCCAUUUAAUUGUUAUUUACGAUUAUUACUUUAUGUUAAUUUUUUUAAAUAAACUAUAUGGUUUGCUUUCCAUGUCAAUGUUUAAAAAUCGACACA
Drosophila virilis is the source of this 1323-nucleotide messenger RNA. RefSeq names its product 3-ketodihydrosphingosine reductase (gene Kdsr). Gene Ontology annotation, biological process: sphingolipid biosynthetic process. The record is from RefSeq and is a predicted model, not a curated record. Gene Ontology annotation, molecular function: 3-dehydrosphinganine reductase activity. Gene Ontology annotation, cellular component: endoplasmic reticulum membrane. NCBI's taxonomy places the organism in Eukaryota, Metazoa, Arthropoda, Insecta, Diptera, Drosophilidae.